This is a messenger RNA of Loa loa (African eye worm), 417 nucleotides long. RefSeq lists its product as hypothetical. The transcript has 7 exons. The coding region runs from base 1 to 417 and encodes 138 amino acids. The record is from RefSeq and is a predicted model, not a curated record. NCBI's taxonomy places the organism in Eukaryota, Metazoa, Nematoda, Chromadorea, Rhabditida, Onchocercidae.
AUGAAGAAAAAAAAAGAAGGAGAUUACUCAAUUCGUACCACCAAAUACAACCAUUUCAGUAAAAAAAAAGAAAGUAGAAAUAAGAAAAUACAGGAAAAAAAAAAUUUAUGGUUAGCUACGACUUUUUCGAACUCGGAUACAUACAUAUCAAAUGACAUUCCAGGAAGUAAGAGAAGCGUUAAAUCAAAUAAGGAGAUAAAUCAGAAGAGUGAAAAUAGCAAUAAUAUAACAAUAAUGGAAGGAGGAAACAUAAUGAUCCCGAUUAUGAAACCGGAAGUAGUCAAUUAUUGCUUCGGUAACAUAUUACAUAACAAGGAAUACCUAAUGAAAAUUUUCUUCCUAUCAUUUUUCUGCAUUUCCAUUGAAUCCAACCAAAAUAUAAUGUUGGAAUUGACAAGAGUAAAACUGAAAGUUUAA